AAUCAAAAGACCACUGUCACUACUCUCUCUCUAUUUCUUUCUUUCUUUCUCGUUUUGUACAUAGCAUCACCUUGAUUCACUAUAUAUGAUUAACAAAUAUAAUGAAUAACCAGGACACCGCAGCAAUAAUAGCCUUAGAAAAGAAUACAACCAUGUUUGAACUUGUCGGUGUUCAUGGUAGAAUAACACUGGACAACGUCUAUCUCAAUGGUUUACAUGCACUUCGACGUUUACAUCUACGUAAUCUCUCCAAUCGACCCAUUUCAAUUAAAAUGCGCUCUAACUUACGAAAUCAAAUCGCCUUUCAACUUGAAAACGAGAAUAUUUCCAAUCUUUCCGAUUUCUCUGCAACUACAAAUACAGUCGAUUGGUCUCGGCAAGAUCAUCCUUUUAAUCAACUCUUCAAUUAUAUCAACCAUAUUGAUCAGAUUGAACUCAAACCUAACGAGACUAGACCAUUUAUACUCGCAUUUUUACCAGAAGAUACAAGUGAUUAUAAUACCAUCUUGGAUGAAGAGGAUUCACAUACAUUCAACAUAUUCAACGUCACUGGAAGUAUAUUCUUUUUCGGUUAUUAUCUUGAUACGAUGUCACCUUCAUUGGAUGAUCAUAAGGAUGUGUUGUCUACUUCGACCUUAGCCGACUAUCAAGUCUCUGUCAAAUUUAGAGCAAGUGUAUGUCAAUCUGCAUUAUGGACAGACAUCACACAAACCGGACUUAACUUUGAUGAUUGCGUGCUAGGAGAGACAUAUUAUAAGGACUUUACUAUCCAUAAUCGAUCAGAAAUCGACCUCUUUUGGCUACUCAACAUAUCUGAUUUAGUUGCUUACUCAAAUUACUCACUCCAAUUCAUUGAUGUCCUCACAGGUGAUCCAAUACAUAAUUCAUAUACGUCACUCGCAAGUUAUGCAACAAGACAAAUUCGUGUCAUUUUUAUGCCAAAAGAAGUAGGCGAAUUUAAUUAUGAUUUGCAACUGGAAAAUGCAAAUGACUCUCGAAAUGUCGUACAAACCAAAGUGCACGCGACCGUGCGGUCUGUCUUGAGAAAAGAAACGUUGAUUGUGAGUAGUGGUCAAGUCGUUGAUUUUGGAGACUGUAUAUCGGGUACUUGGGCUGUUCAACAAAUUGUAUUGAACAAUAUCAGUGAAAGUCCUGUGGAAGUCAAGUUUAUUCCAGAAGGUGCUGAAGUUAUCUUUGAUAUCAAACAAGAUACAGCUGCUGAUGAUACACAACCCGAUAACACAUCAUCUACACCAACACCAGCGUCAAGGUUCAUCAGGCGAAAGUUUAACAACAGUAACAAUAGCAGUAAUCGUACUGCGACGCCUACAACGCCUACUACAGCAACAACACCUGUUGCAGGAUAUAGUGAAGUGUCAGGUCAGAACAGUGAAUUUAGCUCCAGGUCGACAUCACCAACGCCAUCUCGCACAGUCACUGAACCCGAUAGCGUGCUUUCACCUGUGACCGAAUUACCGCCUAGUGGUUCACGUGUCUACUUCCCUUCUCAGCCUACAAUUGUCGAGGAUUCUGAUUCGGAUUACGGUACAGUUGGAGAGAUCAAUGCCUUGUAUACAGAAACAAGCUCUUGGAGUGAUGGUAUCAGUAUUACUACCAAUUCAACCACUAUGGCCACUACUGCUGGUACUACUGCCAAUGCUUCAAAUGUAGCACAAGCAGUUCAAGGGGCAGCCGAGAACUACACUCGAAUCGAAGAUCUCGUAAUUAAGCCAGGUACAGAGCGAACCAUUCAAGUGUCUUAUCGUCCACAAAAAGAUGCGUCCAUCAACGACUUUAAUGCUGGCCAAUUGAUUCGAAGAAGCUUUAGAAUCAUGCUUGAGUAUGGUACAUUUCGAUCUGCAGAACCUAAACAGCGAAAGGUGAUUCAAUGUAGAGCAAGAACAUGUACUUCGUUUGUUGAAGUUAUUCCUAAAGUGAUUAAUUUCGGCGAUACUGACGUGGGCACACUGAAAUCAUUGCCCAUCAAGAUCUUUAACAGAUCUGACAUUGUGGCUCGAGUCGAACUGCAGUUCAUCUCAAAGGUCCUAAAUUGCCAACGAGGCGAAAUUACGAUACAGCCCAGGAGUUAUGUCGAGCUUAAACUAGAUUUGUACCCUCGUAAAGUCAACCCAGAUUACCGUAAACAGAUUACUUUGGUGAAUUAUCUAAACAAGGACAACGAUCAGAUCAUUGAAGUUCACAGUACCAAUAUUGAUAAGAACCGAGUGACAUUUCAUUCUCUGUUUUAUCGUAUCCUGACUGCAACUGGUGCUAACUUCUUGGAUUUUGGGUCGAUCGCUUUGAAUUCGCCUGCGAUUCGAACGUUCACGAUUGAGAACAUUCGAGACAAGCCAUUGACUUUAGAGAUUACAACAUCACUACCUGGAGACAUUGUUAUUUAUACAAGAAAUAAGCAAAAGCCAGCCGAAGAUGCUUUAACAUCAGCUGCAUCGUCGCCUCCAACCUCAAAGUUGCUGAAUUCCAUCACAGCAGAAUCUAUUGAAAAAGAAGAGAGCAGUAAAGAUCAAUCAGAAAUACAAGCAGAGAUGAAUGAAGUCACUCCUCGAAGGCGUUCUAAACCGUCCCCGGAAUCCUUCAGUAGUCGUCGUAUUACGUCCAAUACAAAAGCCAAGCUCUCGGAUGAUACAAAUGUUUUACAGCAAAAAGCGAUCAGUGACAAUAAUAAGCAUUCUUUGGCGUCCAAGAAGAUACAAGCCUGCAUUCAGCAGCUUAAAAUGGAUCAGGUUCAUUUAUCUACUGCCUACCUUGAUUUAGCUUUACCUCCCAUAAAGGCAAAGAAGAGAAGAAUCAUUCAGAUUGACCCAAAUACGCCUUUGCUCAAGAAUACGCGCCAUGGCCGAUUGAUCAGCAUUGCCAACGGAAAAGACAUGGCGCCUGAAACUAUAGAGCUUCUUAAACGGAGUCGAUUAGUUCAACAUCGACAAAACUCUAACGGCUCCUCACCAUCGAGCUCAGCAUCGUCAACACCCUCUACUAAGAAGCUGACUGUUACAACAGGUAAGAGGGAUGUUGCUUCUGUCAAGAUUUUGGACAACAUUGGACGUCACGAUAGUUUUGGGACGAGAAGUGCUAAAACGAAGCGGUCUUUGGGGAUUACUGCUGCUCGAUACAAGUCAAGGAAAAAUCUGGAUUGGUCUGAUAUCGCUGGCAAGUCUCGAGUUCCAUUUGAGGACCUUAUUUCUGUACUUGAGCAUGGAUCUAAGGCGGCUCCACCUCUGUUUCCAAAACAAGCUGCAGAAGAACAGUUUGUUCGUUAUCAAUUGGCUUGGAGACGUGAGCUAAACCGGUUGAUUGAAAAAAAGAUUUUGGUGCCUACAUCUGUUGUCUGCGUGGAUCCUAAGCAAGAGGAGGAAGUGGUUGUUGUCAUGACACCAGCAAGCGCUACAAAACCACACAUACAGUCUGCACCUAAGAAACAAGAUGCCCGCGUCUUUUUGAGGCUUUUGGAGUUUGAUCGUAACAUUGAGCAAACUGAAUUUGAAAAUCUGCUUGAUCUGGAUAAUGCUGAUAUACCUGUUCGUGAAGUCAUACUACGUUCUCAGCUAUGUCGAUCAGUCAUGGACUUGGGUCAAAAGAACAUUAAUUUCGGCUUGGUGGAACGAAAUGAACGGCAUACCAAAACCAUAGUGCUUCAUAACCGGAGUGAGACGCCAUUGCUGUACGCCAUCCGUAAGUCAGGGUCUAUUGCUUCGGGUGAUAUCGAACUGGAUGCCGGUCGAUAUGGUGUCGUAAGGGCUUAUGGUAAACGGGAGGUAGAAUUUAUCUUUGAACCCACAUUACCUGGCCCCUUUAUGGAGAAGCUGAUUGUAGAAAACAUUAGGGACAGAACGAACGACCAGGUGUUGCUGUUGAAAGCUCAAGUGCGAAAACCUUCUACAUUCUUGAUCAAGUCUUUGGAGAUAACGUUUGGUGAUUGUCUAAUAGACCAAACAUGUCCUCGCUCAGAAUCAAUUGUCCUGACCAACACGAACAAGCAAUCACGUAUGUUUGAAGUUCGCGUGGAUCCAAAUGAAGUAGACUUUGGCCACUUUUAUGGUGAAUUUGACUUUGAUGUCAAGGAUGAUGAAACCAAUACAAUAUCAAAAGAAGCAGAAGAAGAGAUUGAAAAUUUGGAGCAGAAACUCAAAAUUGCUAAACGUAAGGCUCAGCCGGAUAAAGUUAAAAAGUAUCUGCGCAAGUUGGCAAAGUUGAAAAACUUGGAUCAAGCGGAUUCAAAGUCUGCUCCAGCUACUGGAGCAAAGGACACUGCAUUACCUGAUACACCUCUCGGUUCUUCAUCAUCAAGUAGUUCAUUAGCGUUAACAAAUGCUGCAAAGGAAGGUGGUGCUGUGUUUAAAAAGACGGCAGAGAGCGUUGUAUUUCCAUUGGAUGCCCAUGCCACCAAGACAGUCCGGGUAUCAUUCAAACCUGUGCCAAGACCUCUGCAUACUUCUGAUAUACCUACAAAAAGCCAACCUAUAUCUAUCAAGGGACGUAUCCUGGUUCAUGAAUACAAAAACACAGAUGUCUGCAAAAGUGUUGUCUAUACUGCCAAUGUGUUUGCAGAUGAAGCUUUGUUUGUCGAUGCUUUAACAAAGGAUAAUGGUGACGGCAGCUCCAAAGCUGAAAGUACCCCUGUCUCCGGUACGGUCAGUAUUGUUACUACACCAGUGCGUUCUCUUUCAGAAUCUCCAUUUGUUGAAGGAAAUAUCCCCGAAAUGAAGGAGGAGGGACAGAGAGAAAACGAGGAUUAUUUGAAGCUAGAGCGCGAUUUCUUUGACAGUGGUCGUAUCGAGAUUGAUCAAAAAGCAGUGUUCUAUGUCCGUAUGGCGAAUGAAUCUGAUGAACCUGUUGGUUUUGAAAUUAUUGGCGAUCCCAAGGAUGAUGUCUUCCAGUUUGAAGUUGUUCAAGAUGGUGGAGGAAUGAUAUUGAAGCCACACGAAACAAGAAAGGUGUCUUAUUCAUUAAAACCUAGCAAGAUAGGGAAACAUCAGUACACGUUCUCUAUUAGAAACAAGCGUACACAUGCCCUUCAAUCGUUUACUACGCAAUGCCUUGUCCAUUACUCAAGUUACCUUGAUUUCCCUUCACUUAAUGAUGAAUCUAACGGUGUCCUCGACUUGGGCUUCUCCUAUGUUGAUCCCGGUUCCAAGUAUUCUCAAGUCACGCCUUUACUGGUGGAAAAUACGUCUGGAAGGGAUAUAUAUAUAACCUGUCAAAGUAACUUGGCACAUCAAGUGUUAAUUUUUAUGGACGAAGCUGGUGAACGUGGUCUUGUUGAUAUGAUGCCUUUGAAGCGCGGUGGUAUGACCACUGUUUGGGUUGCAGUUCAACCUAAUCUCUUAACAGGCUAUCUUGGUAAUAACUCUGCGGAUGAGUGCCGUGAGCUGAUUGGAGGUAUCAAAUUCUUUAUUCAUGAAAAGGAUGAAAGAAACCAAGACGAAAUGCUUCUUAUGCUGACUCAAACCGUAAAAUUCACUUCUAUCAUCGGACAAUCGCAUCUGGAAGUGUCAGAUCGAGUGAUUAACCUCGGCUAUACUGACUUGCUCGACAAGGACUUUUAUGGUGCGUUUACUAUCACCAAUAAAUCUGGACAGUUACCUCUGGAUUAUGAAGUUGAAUGCGCAACAGGAAAUAUUGAAUUGGAUAGACGUGGUGGUACGCUAAAUGGAUGGCUAAGCACGAAGCAAAGAGGAGGCAUCGACAUGGGUAUUAGUACUAAUGGCAAGACACAGCACGGUACUAACUUGGAGCUAGACAGUUCAGGCUAUGGAAGCCGCCGGUGCUCUUAUGAUGAUAUGGCUGCUGUCACGUCGUCCUUAACUCAGAUCACUUUCCGUGUCAAUGCCUACCAGUACGGCUUAUUGACAGAGAAACUUAUUGUCACCAAUAAGAGAAACAGUCAAGAAGUCUUUGAGAUAGACGUUCGCUUAUUUGUGGACUGCAAGAAAUUAGAUGCAUGGGCACUUCCUUCCAAGAAGCUGCUGCAUAGUACCCUUUUGACAAACCAUCAACAUGGUACUGCUGAUGAUCAAACGGAACAUCUUGAAGCGGAUCCUCUACCAAUGAUUAAAUGGGAAAGCAUUUAUGUACGCCCUUUGCUUCAUGAUGAAGACCACCAGAAACCAGCUUUACAACUCUUAGAUCUACCAGAACAGGAUAUUAUGAAGCACUAUGUACGUGAGCUUGAUAUUGCUAAUACAUCUGGGCAACCUAUGCAUCUUGUGGUACUGAGUGAUCUUGACAUUGCUGCUGGUUGGAUAGUAGAUGAGGACAAAGUGAAAACUAUCGCAGUGAAGCACAAGAAUCCUGUCUUUAACCAAAGAAGUGGUCAAUUCGCUCUACAGCCUGGCCAAAGGGUACGUGUUCGCAUCAACAGUCCUUCUGCUGAUAAGCUAAAUGAUGAUGGACGUUCCUUGGCACUUCAAGGAAAAAGUGGGCCAUUGAAAGGUAUGAUGAUGUUAUAUGACGCACGCCAGAGUCUUGAAGUACUUGCACUUGAACUGGAAGCCUUGUUCUGUGUCUCUCGAACUGAAAUAUCCGUUGACCACAUCAAUUUGGGUAAAAUUGGUCAUAGCACAUCCUACAAGCCAGUCCGCUUUGAAUUUCAAAUACACAAUCUAUCUGACGUUCCUGCCACCUACGAUAUCCACAGCCCUUCGUUUGUUAAAUUUACACCACUCGAUAGAAACGGAGUUGCGCUAAAACAGAAAACAUUCUAUAUACCCUCACGAAAGACGCAACGUGUCGAAGGCUUGCUUAUACCAAAGGAAAUGCCUGACCAAUCAUCUGGUCUUCAUCACAUAGACAUUAAUAUUGAAAACCUGCGAAACAACUCCAACAUUAUGAAUUUACAACUGAAAGCGCUCAUGACUGUAUUUGAAUUACGGUUUGAAAGAUUAUCAAGCAGUGGUGACCUCGUUUUGCCUACUCUUCAUCAUCCAAUCAUGCUACCAAAUACAACCUGUGAUAAUUGGUUUAUUAUUCACAACAAGACAGAAGAUGAUCUUCGUUUUGAAAUUGGCGCUGAUAUUGAAUCAGAGCUGAAAGAUUAUGUAUCCCUUGAUGUGCUAUCACGUUAUACCAAUUCUCCUCUCAGAGGUGAUAUCGCUAUUGGUCCUUUAGGAAGUAUAGAAGUACGUGUGAGAGCAUCACCAAACGAAUCCUCUCGGUUACCCCAAAAUCGUCCAGAGUUUACUGAUCCAGCAGGUAUUGUUCUAGCCAAGCUUUGGGUGACAACUCGUCCAGCUGAAGAAGAUCUUGAUGGGUACGAUAUUGAUGACGGAAGAGUAAAAGAGACGAUCUUGGUUCGUUGUGUUUUGGAAGAAAGAGGGACAUUUACUUUACAAGAAGAAAGACUUGACUUCAAGUUAGUGACAUACUAUCAAGAAAAUGAAGAAGGGUCGAACCUUACAGACUCAGCAUGUAUGCCUGACAGUUUACCGUUGACAAUUAUCAAUCAUGCAACCAAGGUGCCACUACGGUUUCAAGUGACGGUUGAAGGCCCAGCUGAGUUUCCAGCACAUGAGCUUGUCCAAAUAAAUGGUAUAGAUGAAGAGGGCAAAGGCAUAGUCAAUCCUGAUGAUCGUUUGACUCUCUCAGUUGCCAUUUCCAACCAUAAAGAAAGCGUACCUGGUCAAUUAAAGAUUCAUGUAGAUGACUUGGAUGCUUUAGGAGUCUCCCGACAAACUGUUUUUAUGUACGUGACAGAAAUUGUUUGGGAUCUCUAAAUCAAUAUAAUAAUAAUAAAACUUAAUACAUUGCGUCAAUC
Rhizopus microsporus ATCC 52813 is the source of this 7771-nucleotide messenger RNA. RefSeq lists its product as uncharacterized. The record is from RefSeq and is a predicted model, not a curated record. The transcript has 3 exons. NCBI's taxonomy places the organism in Eukaryota, Fungi, Mucoromycota, Mucoromycetes, Mucorales, Rhizopodaceae. The coding region runs from base 102 to 7730 and encodes 2542 amino acids.